CUGAACUUGCCCAUAAGUUUAUCCUGGCCAGGGCCUCAGAGAAAAUAGAGUUCAUAACAAGGGUCCGAACCGCUGCAAAAUCUAGCCCCACCAUUGCAAGUUCCCCCUCUAAUGGAUAACAGCAGCGGAAGCAUGGAAAACAAGUCCAAAAGCAACAAUCGUCAAGAGGCAAAAGAAGUUAAUAGCACUGCACAGCAUUUUGUUGACUUCACAGAAGCAGAGGAAGAUAUCGUUUUCAGAAUGCACAUGCUUGUCAAGAACAGGUGGGAACUUAUAGCAGGACGAAUCCCUGGAAGGACAGCAGAAGAAGUGGAGAUGUUCUGGUCUAGAAAACACCAGAAAAAAUGAAAAUGAGGCCAUUACUUCAUAUUGAUCUAUAAUAUACCUAUUAAUGUCAUACAAAUUGAGCCGAUAAAUAAUCUUAAGCAUGCAAAAUUGAGGAAAGCCAGAUAAUGCCACGAGCUUACUCAAGCAAUGAUGUGGAUUUGGCACUAUCAAGUGAAAUUGGUAGAGCUAACUGUGUUCAUUUUGUAAUUACAUCUUGCUAUGGCAUGACGUCAAUUUUGCAAUAGCAAAGUAAGAAAUGUACAAAAAAUACCAGGAAAUACCCAUCACGUUG
Phragmites australis (common reed) is the source of this 619-nucleotide messenger RNA. RefSeq names its product MYB-like transcription factor ETC3. The transcript has 3 exons. The coding region runs from base 112 to 348 and encodes 78 amino acids. Gene Ontology annotation, molecular function: transcription cis-regulatory region binding. Gene Ontology annotation, cellular component: nucleus. The record is from RefSeq and is a predicted model, not a curated record. Lineage: Eukaryota; Viridiplantae; Streptophyta; Magnoliopsida; Poales; Poaceae. Gene Ontology annotation, biological process: cell differentiation.